Messenger RNA from Uloborus diversus, 293 nucleotides. Its product is annotated as leucine-rich glioma-inactivated protein 1-like. NCBI's taxonomy places the organism in Eukaryota, Metazoa, Arthropoda, Arachnida, Araneae, Uloboridae. The coding region runs from base 25 to 288 and encodes 87 amino acids. The transcript is spliced from 2 exons. The record is from RefSeq and is a predicted model, not a curated record.
CGAAUUGAGUUACUUCCGGAGAGCAUGUUUACCGAAAUGCCGAACAUAUUAGCCAUUAUGCUGAAAAAUAAUCGUUUUUUAACGCUGGAAGAGAAAACGUUUUCUUUGGUUUGGGAGCAGCUGCAAAACUUUGAUGCAAGUGGAAAUUCUUUGCGGUGUGACUGUCGAAUCUCAUGGAUAGUGGGAAAGAGAUUUCCAAAGGCUACUGUUGCAUCUUGUGCUGAGCCUCCUACAUUAAAAGGAAAGAAGUUAGAAACUCUUCUCUCUAAAGAUCUUUGGUGUUUAUAAGUUCA